Brettanomyces nanus is the source of this 1911-nucleotide messenger RNA. RefSeq lists its product as uncharacterized. Bases 1 to 1911 code for a protein of 636 amino acids. The transcript has a single exon. NCBI's taxonomy places the organism in Eukaryota, Fungi, Ascomycota, Pichiomycetes, Pichiales, Pichiaceae. The record is from RefSeq and is a predicted model, not a curated record.
AUGUCUUCUAUUGAUAUCAAUCGUUAUAUUUCACGUCUCCGUGACAAGCUUGACAGUCUGGUAGACGAAUUUAGGGAGUAUGAUUUCACAUUCAAACCUCUCUUCACUCAACAAGAGUUUGAAGAACAAAUUCUUCCGCAGUUUGAUGACCUUAUGAAGUUGGACAACAGAUAUCUUAUUAUCUACAAUAUAUUCAGUAACUUGUUGCUUUCGUCUUUGACGGACUUCAACAAACUCCUCUGCAUUAUUGAUUUUCUCAUCAACGUGUCUAAAUGUGAUCCUGAUGUUUUUGCAUCUCUUCCCAACGAUAUCGUCAAGGAGAUCGCUUUACAGGACGUGUUUCAGGAUUUGAAAAAGUACUUGUAUAGUAACACAAGGAUGGAUUACAAGUUUGACAAGUUCAACAGUACCCAGCAAACAGAAACAGAAGGUGCGACUGUUCCCGAUACUAGACGCUAUCCACUUCGUCGGCCGCCAGUUCAUGCCGCUUCUCUCGCAGCCAUUGAAAAAACUAUCAUGGGUAAGAAAGCGGCCAGAAAGGCUAUUAGGGCUUCUGCAAAUGUACGCACACCUCCUUCCGGACGUCUUAGACUACCUGAGUCUAUUCCUGAGUUGCGUAACAAGAAGAUGGCAUUUGUAUUGGAUGACAACCUCAAUUUUUUGUAUGAAAAGUUGGACAAUAUCACAGAUUUCGAGCCUGAAUUGGUGGCAGAAGCUCGUGAUGGGUUCUUCUACAAACCCCCUCAAUAUAAACUCUUCAGCAAGUAUGAUACUGACGCAGACGCUAUUCUCACAGCCGGAUUGGACAAGUUAUUCAAUAGUUUUAUGCAGCAAAUUUGCAAAAGAGUUGGAUAUGUAGAGUUUGAUUCAACCCCAUUCCUACACGAGACGGAGUAUCAGUACAUAAUGAGCAAUGUUGAUGAAUUCGGGAGUGUAAGUUUAGCUCCACUAAUCUUCGAAAAUCGGCCUGUGAGAGUAAUGGAGAACGGAAUGCUCAAUAAGGUAAAGAAAAUAGGUAUCAAGUCUACUAAAGUGAAAGGCAUCAUGCGCUUAAAAGUGUUCAAUAACAGCAGAGGGUAUCUCAAAAUGUUUGGAAAUUUGGUGAGUAAGGAUCAGGCUCGAUCCCGAGUUGAGUGGAUCAAUUCGUUCAUCACUGAUGGGAAGGGAUUGUAUUCGUGCGAUAGGUUGGCUCAGAUUAUGAGUCUUAUGGACACUAAUGCUAUGCUACGAAUGCCAACUCCAGAAUCAUCAGAUAAUGAGGAGGCCGAGGAGGAGGAAGGUGGUGAUGAAGAAGACACUGAAGAAAAAAUAAGAAAAAAGCAGGUGGAUAUAAAGCAAGAGGAGAACAAUUCACCAAGCAGACUGGUUGAAAGUGAUGGCGAUUCAGAUGAAUACGAAAGCGCGAAGGAAGAAGAGGAAGGAUCUAAUCCUAAGAUACCCAGAGAUUCUACGUUGUUUGUAGGAGGUUCGGAUGGAGAAGAAGAAAAUAAGGAGAACCAGGAAAGUAUAGAGGGUGAAUUGCCAAAAAAGAUGAUUGAAAGCCUUGGUAGGCCCCAAAGAGGUAUCGACGACGACCGAACUGCUGUUAUGACAAGUGCCAGAGGUGUCAAGCUCAACAGCUCUCAUAUGAUGCGCCAUUUGUGUACGAAGGAUUUCCUACAUGUUUUGGCCAACCUUAUCUUCCCCCAAAUGAAAAUCGCCAACCGUACACCAAAUCAGAUGGUUAUGUCAAUGGUCAACACUGCAUACUCAAAAGCAUACUUCAAUUUCAGGCCAUAUUUGAUCUCGCUCUUUCUUUCCGAUUUGGACGAAUUUUUCAACAUGCCGAAAUAUUUUCAGCUCGAUUCUGUUAUGUUCCAGUUACAGCUCGAGGAAUACAGAAAGAAAAGUUACAAACAGCGCCGUAUAUAA